GGGAGCUCAUUCACUCACAACGACAAAACAGGAGACCACGUUUAACUCACUCGCUGGAAACUUUGGAGCUACCCAAGCAGAAAACAUCUCAUCAUGUGCAGAGGACUGGAAUUACUGCCUCUCACCUGCCUGGAGAGAGCAAAGGAGCUGAGAGCUUUGUUUGGAAGUUUACUGCAGAAGUCGGACCACAGCAUCAGCGAGCAGUCAAAGAAAAGUGAGAAACUGAGGUUAAAUGAAAACGAGCCUCUGAAAUGGAAAGAGUCUUUUGAGAGUCUGUUGUCCAGCCAAAAUGGACUGUGCCUGUUCAGAGCAUUCCUUGUGUCGGAGUUUAGUGAGGAAAACAUUGCUUUUUACUUAGCGUGUGAAGACUACAGGGCGACAAAACCUUCAAAACUGGCUGCCAAAGCAAAGAAAAUCUAUGAGGAGUUCAUCUGCUCUGAUGCUCCACGAGAGGUAAAUCUUGACCAUGUGACCAAAGCAAUCACAAAAAAGAACAUGGAGCAGCCCAGUCUGUCCAGUUUCGACCCGGCCCAGGCCAAAAUCUACACCCUGAUGGAAAAAGACUGCUACCCUCGCUUCCUCAAGUCUGCAACAUACCUGGAGCUGACCAAGAACACCAAGAUGGUCAAACGGACUUAAAAAACAAUUCAAAGAGAGAAAAACAUUGAUCUAUAAGCAGCAGACGUCAUGUGAAUCCUCCUCAAAGGGAUGGACACUAUCUGACGCACAGUGAAGACUGGAAAGGUUCAAGUGGAACAAAUACCUCAGGCAUGAUGAGCUCUGGACUUAUUCUACACCAGAGAUCCUCAAAGAUUCCUGGCUGAUCUGGGUCCCUGCUGGAAGCUGAGGUGUACAUGAGGCAGAGGAGAGGAAGAUGACGCAGACUGAGUUACAAGAAGAGUCUGCCUCAGAAUAAGUUGAGUUUACUGUGUAUACAAGACUGCAUGAUGGCAGUUGAGGGUGACAUGAGAUAAAAAAAAAAACUGCAAGGAGAUUUGAAAGAG
Messenger RNA from Melanotaenia boesemani (Boeseman's rainbowfish), 1004 nucleotides. RefSeq names its product regulator of G protein signaling 5b (gene rgs5b). Lineage: Eukaryota; Metazoa; Chordata; Actinopteri; Atheriniformes; Melanotaeniidae. Bases 94 to 639 code for a protein of 181 amino acids. The record is from RefSeq and is a predicted model, not a curated record. The transcript has 5 exons.